Messenger RNA from Arachis duranensis, 3611 nucleotides. RefSeq lists its product as uncharacterized. Bases 244 to 2943 code for a protein of 899 amino acids. Gene Ontology annotation, biological process: protein dephosphorylation. Gene Ontology annotation, cellular component: protein phosphatase 4 complex; nucleoplasm. The record is from RefSeq and is a predicted model, not a curated record. Gene Ontology annotation, molecular function: protein phosphatase activator activity. NCBI's taxonomy places the organism in Eukaryota, Viridiplantae, Streptophyta, Magnoliopsida, Fabales, Fabaceae. The transcript is spliced from 25 exons.
ACAUUUUUGCAUAGAAAAAAUAUUAAAAGGGAAGAGAGAGAAAAAGAGGAGAGAGAGAAAAAGAGGAGAAAGUUCACGCUGUUACGUCAAUGGCGGUUAGGGUUUCCUUUUGAUCCCGCGAAGCUUAAUUCCUUCACUGUAAUUAAUUUCUCUCUCAUUCUCCUUCUUCACAAAAACCCUAAUCUCAAGGCCCCCCGAGGUUGAGUUAUGCCCCUUCCCUGCUUUUGAAUUUGAGGAGCUGAGAUGGGCGCGCCAGAGAAAUCACAGGCUAACGCCAAUUCGAUGCAGCGUGUCAAGGUCUAUCGUCUUAAUGAUGACGGGAAAUGGGAUGACCAGGGUACUGGACAUGUUGUUGUUGAUUAUAUAGAGGUUUGUACAUGUUUUGGAGUUAAUGUGGUGUGGAUAUUGAAAAGAAUAAGUGGUCAUUGGGCAUAUUACUGUAUUCAAAUGCUUUUUGAUGAAGACGACAAUGAUCAGAUACUUGUGCACCGCAUCAAUGCUGAAGAUAUUUAUAGGAAACAAGAAGAUACAAUUAUCUCGUGGAGAGAUCCAGAAUAUGGUACAGAUUUGGCACUAAGUUUUCAAGAGACUAGUGGCUGCUCUUACAUAUGGGAUCAUAUUUGCAAUGUGCGGAGGAAUAUGCAUUUUAAUACAAUAAAUAGUGAGCCAUUUCACAGCGUCAACAGUGAGUUAAGGGAGUUGCCUGCUGUACAGCUAUCCACACUUCCUAUGAUUCUUAAGAUUGUGGUUGACAGUGGCAUUACAGAUCAGUUGCGGCUUACAGAUCUAAUUUUAAGUGAUCAAGAAUUUGUUCGGAAGCUGAUGGAAGUAUUUCGACUAUGUGAAGACUUAGAAAAUAUAGAUGGCCUUCACAUGAUUUAUAAAAUAGUCAAAGGGAUCAUUUUACUUAACAGCACACAGAUUUUUGAGAGGAUUUUUAGUGAUGAAUAUAUAGUGGACAUUAUUGGUGCACUUGAGUAUGAUCCAGAGCUUCCGUGUGUUCAACAUCACCGUAAAUUCUUAAAGGAGCAUGUAAUUUUUAAGGAGGCCAUACCUAUAAAAGAUCCCUUUGUCUUGUCAAAGAUCCAUCAGACAUAUAGAGUUGGUUUUUUGAAGGAUGUUGUUUUGGCUAGGGUAUUGGAUGAGGCUACUAGUGCAAAUCUCAACUCCAUAAUACAUGCAAAUAAUGCCAUGGUUGUUUCUUUGUUGAAGGAUGACAACACAUUUAUCCAGGAGUUGUUUGCUAGGUUAAAAUUGCCUUCCACCUCUCCUGAAUCGAAGAAAAACUUGGUAUAUUUCCUGCACGAGUUUUGUACCUUAAGCAAGAGCUUACAGAUGGUCCAGCAGCUUCGGCUCUUUAGGGAUCUAAUGAAUGAAGGCGUCUUUGAUGUCAUCACCCAGGUUUUGCAAAGUCAAGAUAAGAAGUUGGUGCUAAUUGGAACAGAUAUCCUGAUUCUCUUCUUGAAUCAAGAUCCUAAUCUUUUGCGAUCCUAUGUUGUUCGGCAGGAAGGAAUAACACUUCUUGGACUUCUGGUUAAGGGAAUGAUAACAGAUUUUGGGGACAACAUGCAUUGCCAGUUUCUUGAGAUCCUUCGCAGUCUAUUGGAUUCAUGUACAUUAUCUGGACCACAGAGGGACACAGUUAUUGAUAUUUUCUUUGAGAAGCAUUUGGGUCAACUGGUUGAAGUUGUUGCAGAAUCUUGUCCUUCAGAAAGUAUGGUUGAUGCAAGCAGCAAGUUAAUAGGCUCUAGAAGAAGAGCUCAAUGUCAGAAUGUGACAAAGCCAGAGAUACUGUCCAAUAUAUGUGAAUUGCUAUGCUUUUGUGUCCUACAUCACCCUUACAGGAUAAAGUGCAAUUUUCUUCUUAACAAUGUGAUUGAAAAAAUUUUGCUACUGAUACAGAGAAGAGAAAGAUACUUAGUUGUUGGUGCUGUCCGUUUUGUUCGUACUAUACUUUCCCGCCAUGAUGAGCAUCUUAUAAACUAUUUUGUGCGGAACAAUGUUCUCAAACCAAUUAUAGAUGCCUUUGUUGCUAAUGGCAACCGCUACAAUCUGCUCCAUUCUGCUGUUCUGGAACUUUUGGACUAUAUACGGAAGGAGAAUAUGAAAUCAUUGUUGAAAUAUAUAAUUGAUUCCUUCUGGGACAAGUUGGUGAAAUUUGAGAAUUUGGCAUGCAUUCACUCUCUCAGAGUGAAAUAUGAGCAGUCUAUGGAUAAUGGUGGCACAAAAGAUGCUGCUAAUGUGGUGGAUCUGCGAAGAAGAACUGAUGAGCGUGCUCUGGAGGAGGAGGAGGAACAUUACUUUAAUGAGGACAGUGAUGAGGAGGAUGCAGCCUCUGCAUCCAUUCCACCUAAUCAGAAAAGGGAACGACAACCUAGUUUAUCUAAUGGAGUUGCUACAAGCUAUUCACAAACAAGUCCAAGGUCCGGUGGACUGGUUGACUAUGAUGAUGAUGAGGAUGAUGAAGAUUACAGGCCACCGCCAAAGAAGCAGAAAGAAGCUUCUGAAGAUGACGGGGAAAUGGAGUUUCUCCGGCUCAAAAGGAAUCUGCCUUCAAAGGACAAGGAAUCAGAACAUGUGAAGAAGCAGAAGUCAUUCAAGAAUACAAAAUCUAAAGAUAGUGUUUUUGCUGCUUUGUGUUCAACCUUAAGCCAAGCUGUGCUACCUGGUAACAAAACUACAAACAACGUUCAUACAGGUGGUGCACCAACGAUGAACUCAAGUGAAGACAAUCAGGGAGAGGGGGCAAAUGUUUCUACAAGUAGCUCUGAAAAUAAUAGCAAGGAAGCAGCUGAAGAUAACCAUGUAGAAAAAGAAACCGCAGCCUCCAGAGGAUUUUCUGAUCGCUUGCAUGGAACGUCAGAUAACAUACAAUUGAGUGGAGAGGAACGUCCAUUGGUUCCGCCAAAAUCGUCGCCAGAGAUGACCGUAAAUGGAUCAUAAGCUUUUAGAAUCACAAGCAGGAAAGCAGAUCAUUUGUUCCAUUUGACGUAUAUUGCUGUUGACCGACUGCCAAAGCAAUACCUUUGCCUUCAGGGGGUGAUAAAUUCUGAUUAUGAAUUCCAAUAUUCCAUCGAGGACAUGUGGAGAGAUAUACUGUACAGGCCACUACGGCAGGAAGACAUUAAUACAGCUGCGUGCGAGGAUCUGCUCUUAUCCUUCAGUUUCCUAUUUCAGGCUUUGAGCUUAGUAAUUGUUGCUUUUGUAUAACGUUUCCUCGGAGUAAUAAUCUUAUGUUUCUCUCUCCUUUCCCACCCCCUUCCCCUUUCUUUCUGAUUUUUAUCCCCCGAGCUCCUUUACUUUGAUAGCGCCUUGCAGAGGAUCCAGGAUGCGGGUAAGGGGUGAUCAUGUUAUGAUUUCCUUUGUCAGAGUUAGUUGAACUUCGUGAUAUAGGGCACCAAAUAUAUGCCCAACACAGGUUUUCCUAUUUUUUUUUUCAUUUUUGUCAUGGGGUUGUGGAUGUGACGGUAGUAGGGAUAUGUGCAGCGAGUUUGUUGGGUCAAUUUUUCAGUAGUGUUGUAGGGGUCAUCAUCCAUUGUAAAUGUGUAUUCAACUGUUACCUAUGCAAUGGACUUCUCUUGAUGAGUUGAUUCUCUUCCGUUGGAACUGGA